ACGGCGCUGAUUGACAGUUAGCGAACGACUGCGGACGGCGCAGGAUCUAAAACCGCGCUAGGCGCUGCUCUCCACGCUCGCUCGCUCGCUCUGCUCUUCUCUUACCCGUGGAUCUACCCGGUGCUUUUUCGUGGGGGAAGAACUCGAAACACGCAUAUUCCCGUGGUUGCCUUUGCCUGCCGGCCCGCGCGCAACAUAUACACCAACCUUCCACCUUCUGUCCGCCGGAGUUACGAGUGGCACACGCAGUAGUAGUUACGGUAAGGGAGGUGGGUCGGACGCCGUCUCGCGGACAGCUCUCUCGCGCGUCACCUCUUCUCUCACUCCUCUGCGUGACCGGUUCGUUCGUUCAGUAAUCGCCGCGAGGAGGAACGCGCUUCUUCUUCCGCCGCGAACUCUCCGUCGACAACGCGUAUUCCGCACCGUUUCUCCACCUUGUCGCGUGGAGGAUAUUGCCGCUGGUACGAACCGCGAAUCGCUCGGUGUGUCUAUUCGUUUAUCAUCGUAAAACAACGGGCAACCACAGAUAUGUAAUUUGGCGCGCGGUAUCGCAGUAUUCGCAAACAAAGAGAGAGAGAGAUACAUCGUUACAACGCCGAUACCGCCGCACCACCGACGCUCGACUUUUCGUUCGUGUCGCGCGAAUACGAGACGACGAACGAACUCGGCUACCACGAAUCAUCCGAUUUAACCACAGUGGACUGUUGUUUGUCGCGCUUGUGCGAUCUAUGCACGAGAACCUUUCUGCUUGACCAAUUCAACGACAGCCCGUCGUCAUCGUCCGACAGAAUUAUCGCGAAAGUAAUAUUAUCCGCAUAUCGGGCAGAUAUCUUGAUUUCUUUGUUUCGUGCACAAGUUUUGAAGCAACAGUGUGACGCGCGCGCGAUCAACGGCCACGCGAGUUAAGCCGUCCGCCCGUGUGCUCCGCUCGAUUUCCCUAUCUCCUUUCGUUGGAAUGAAACUCCAACGACAGCCUUGAUUUCGCGCCAAUACUCCAACGACUACAUCGUAACGAAGGAUGUAAACGUGUUCCGGCAGUGACGUAUGCAAAUCUUUCCGGUGUUUACCCGUGUCGUUUUAUCUGUGAAAACAAUAAUAAUCAGUGCAGCCGAGAAUUGCUCUCCGACGGCCGACGUGAUAAACCGUGUGUCGAUUCUGAGCAGACAGCAGCGACGCAGCAGCAACAGCGAUAAUAUCCGUGACAACUAGAGAUCAAGUGAUACGUCGUGGUGAUACAAAUCAGUUUUCAGUAGAAACGUGAUCGUGAAUCUUGUCCGUCGGGAAACAGAAAUAAUCUGUUGUUUCGUGUCGUAUAUCGGUGAAGUUUCAUUUAUCCGUCUUUGAUAUCGUCGACCAAGAGAAACUUAUUCCACACUAUCGUCGAAUAUCCGCAAACUUAACAUAAAUAAUAGCGUCGAACAGAGAAUCUAUGAAAGACCACGUGUUGGAAAAAGCGGACUAACUCGAGCGUAUAAUGUGGCGAAACUGACGCUACGAAGAGACACGCUCCGUGGGUGCUUGUUUUGGUUUGUGAGUAUCAACGGAACAUCCGGCGGUGUGACCGCGACGAUGAGGAAGCACGUGUGUCCGGCCGUAGCCGUAGUCCUGCUGCAGCGUUCAAUCGCGCGUGCUGAGCUCUGCUGACGCUCGCCCCGAUUUCUCGCCAUCAUACAGUUUCUCGUGUCGCCGGUCGACUCGGAUCCGGGGAUCGUCGAGGACCGACGGAGCCAACAGCACACGUUAAUAGUGGUUAAAGUGCAGUAGAACAAUCGCCAAGUGCUGUGGGCCCGUUUUAUUGCAAACCGUCGGCCGCGUUUCAUCGUUGGACAAUACUGCGAUCCAUUAUCGUGACGUGACGAAGCACGAGGAAGAAACAGAAAUUUGGAAGCCGAUAGCGAAUUACUCGAGAACGGACGUUUGCUGGCGACGGUCUAGCGUCGUUCUCUCUUGGUCGUUCUGUGCAUUCGACGAAGGCAAUAAUCCGCGAGUCCUCUGAGUGUGACGAACGGGAAACGGGCAAACCGAUCGCCCCGAUAAGGCGAAUCGAAAAGUGGGGAAACCAGUGUGUGUGAAGUGUUCGAGGUUACUUGCUUAUACUGUGGGAAAAUACAGCCGCUACGGUGGCUCAGCACGCAGAGUUCCCCGGCGCGGCCAGGGCGUUCAUGGCGCAGCCAAGGUAUGACGACGGCGGGCUGCACGGGAGUUACCUCGAGGGCGGAGGUGGCGGAGGUGGCGCAGGGCUGUACGAUCCACACGGGAGCGCCCGAGGUGUACCAGGUCUCCAUCACAGUCCACACCUCGGAAGUAUGGGACCUGCACAUCCCCAGUAUCCACCGCCCCCGCCGCAACCACCCCAACACGUUCUCGCGGCGGCAGCCGCGGCUGCAGCAUCUGCGGUACCCGAUGUCCACAAACGCGACAAGGACGCGAUUUAUGGACACCCCUUGUUCCCGCUUCUUGCGUUGAUUUUCGAGAAGUGCGAGCUGGCGACGUGUACGCCGCGUGAACCCGGCGUCGCGGGCGGUGACGUAUGCUCGUCAGAAAGCUUCAACGAGGACAUCGCUGUCUUCUCUAAACAGAUCAGACAAGAAAAACCUUACUACAUCGCAGAUCCGGAGGUCGAUUCGCUGAUGGUACAGGCGAUCCAGGUCCUCCGGUUUCACCUCCUCGAGCUCGAAAAGGUCCAUGAACUAUGCGACAAUUUCUGCCACCGGUACAUCAGCUGCUUAAAAGGAAAGAUGCCGAUCGACCUAGUGAUCGACGAUAGGGAGAGCUCGAAACCGCCGGAGAUCGGGAACGGUCUGGACGGUGGCGGACCAAGGAGCACCGCUGACAGCACCAGUCACACAGACGGAGCGAGCACGCCGGACGUCAGGCCACCCUCCUCGUCACUUUCGUACCCCGGUGCGGGUGGUAAUGACGACGCACGCAGCCCCGGAAGCGGGGGCACACCCGGACCUCUCAGUCAACAAGCGCCCGCAAGUUUGGACUCUUCGGAUCCCGACGUCACGGGUAAAUGGUGUCCGCGUAGGGAAUGGAGUUCGCCGCCGGACGCGCAACGAGCGGCGAGCGACGCGCGUCGUGGCGUUCUUUACUCUUCCGUCUUCCUCGGUAGCCCCGGUGACGCGAGUAACGCGAGUAUCGGCAGCGGCGAGGGCACCGGUGAGGAAGACGACGAUUCAUCGGGUAAGAAGAACCAGAAGAAGAGGGGCAUCUUCCCCAAAGUCGCGACCAAUAUCCUCAGGGCGUGGCUAUUUCAACACCUCACGCAUCCGUACCCUUCGGAAGACCAGAAGAAGCAACUGGCUCAGGACACGGGGUUGACGAUUCUCCAAGUUAACAACUGGUUCAUCAAUGCGAGGCGUAGAAUCGUCCAGCCCAUGAUCGACCAGAGCAAUCGAGCCGUGUUUCCGCCAUUGUCCGCAGGUCCGAGCGGGGCGUACAGUCCGGACGCGACGAUGGGUUACAUGAUGGACGGACAGGCGGCGAGCAUGAUGCACCGGCCGCCCGGUGAUCCCACCUUCCACAAUCAGUACCAUUACCCGCCAGAGUACUAUGGACAUCACUUAUAAAGCAGUAGUCGCAAAUAAAGGUAGGCGAUGGAAUGACGAUUCUUGCGGAACGGGAAACGUAGCAGCGUGACGGAAACGCAGCGUGCUCCGGUUGGCGUUUAGAGCAAGGUGCACGGGGGCAACAAGGAGCGAUUCGUCGCCUCCAGGGCGUGAUCGACGCGGAAGCGGAGAGAUAUUUCUCGGCAGCGUCGCACGUCGAGGCUCGUGGUGCCAGCUGUUCGAGCCAGGAGUACACGAUGCGGACGGUGGAAGCGGAAAAACAGCCGUCGGUCUGGUUGUGGCUCGGAAAUCGAGUAUCGAGGCGGGGCAAAAGAAACUCGUGAAGAACAGGAGAAAGAAAGAGAGUCAAAGGACGGCGGAUUCGUUCGCCAAAGCAGAGAAAGGCUCCGUUGGCGGAGAAAGGCCGACACGGGGCGUGUGGAUCGCGUGGAACCGGAAGCAAGAUGGCUGGAGAGAAAGAGAAAAGAAAACAAAUGGCGAGAGACGCGCGGCUUGAACGAAGACGAGAGUACGAGGAGCCGCGUAAUACGAUGGAAAUUCAUGUGAUUGUUCUGUGUACAAAUGUCGCGGUGUAAUAUUGUAGUGAUCGAAGAAUUUAAAUGUUAAAUUUUAAUACGGUCGCGAUCGAGCUAUUAUUAAUUAACGAUUAUAUAGAGAGGACAUUGGGGGCUACGAACGAGGUAACCUCGAACAGAGUGAUAUAGGCAAUUUCUAGCGGGCAUGUGUACAUUAAGAAUGAGUGGUAAGAAAAGCGGGAUAAAUAAAAAGGUAGAAAAAUACAAGUAACGAAAGUGGUAGAGGGGGUUGGAGAACUAAGGCAAACCCGGUACUCGCGAACUCAGAUCCGAUUUAAUUAAUAGAUAGAUAUCCACGUGCGGAGAGAGACGAUGAAACGGAAAAUUCAGAAGUUCUGGAGGCACGAAACUACGGAGAAUGGAAUUCAAUAUGAUCGAACGGUAUAUAUAUGUAUAUAUAUAUACACACAAACGCGCGCGCGCAGAUGCGCAUCCAUGUGUAUAGAUAUAUAUGGGUGUAUAAAUAAAUAUAUAUAGGGAAAAGAAUUUUAGAUACGUGGUGGGUGGCGUUUCGGAAGCCUACUAGGAAAUGAAAUGAGAGGAAGAUAAGUGUGGGGAAAAUUGAGAAAUAGUCGGUACAAACGUUUAAUAAACGUUUAACAAACGCAUGUACGCACGAUCAAAACGUAAAUGCGAAUCCGAUAAUGAAAAAACGGUGCGAGGGUAAAGAAUAUAGGCAAUGUGAGGAACUGAAUGGAACAAAUUUAAGAAUAGAAAAACAUAAACGAACGAAACAAAAGGACGCAGCAGAACAAAAGAGAAACUUUUAGGACAGAAGAAUGAAAUCGACGCGUGUGCCGGACUCGAGCGUCGAUCACAUUCACUUGCAUAUAUAUAGGUGACAUUGAAAUUUGUACAGUUAUUAAUUAUAAAUGAAUUUACUAAUUAAAGGAAGGAGUUAUCAUAUAAUAUAAAUAUAUACAUAACAGACACACACACUGAAGUAACAUGUGCGCCCCCCUCCCCCGAUUGUAAUAUAUAUAUACAAGCAAGCGUUUUAAUUGGACUUUGGGACGAUAAUUAUUCUCGUGUGUGUUGUGCCGUGUUCGAUGUGCGUACUGGAUCGAGGAGACGCGUCGAAAGAAUAAAAAAAGGAAAAAAGCGGGAAACAAGAAGAAUAGGUAAAAAAGUAAAGAAACGGAUGGCAAAAGCGGAUAAAGUACACCGAAACAGACAUGACGAUAGUGCGCGAAAAUGUGCGAGCGCGAGGAAGGAGAAUAGUAUACGCAAGCGACAGUUGGUGAGGGAUUAUAUAUAUUUAUAUAUAUGGAAAAAAGUAUAUAUAUAAAUAUAAAUAAAUAUAUAUGUAUAUACAUAUAUACAUAUAUACACAAAAAUAUAGAUACCUGCGAGAAGAUCAGACGGUUCUUCGUCAUUCUACAACUCGAUGACACAGUUAGACCUCUCCUCCCCGACCUGUCCGACUCCACACGUAUAGAAAACGAUACACACGCGUAAACACACACACACACAUAUAUAACAUAUACAGCGAUACAGAGGAAAACACGUAGACACAGGCGCGCGUAAAAUGAGCGUUAUUACCCAAGCCCCGUCUCCCCGCACCGUAAGGAUAAUUACGAAAGGAAAGGAACGCGCGAGAAUCUAAAAACAGGCGAACUACAUGCGAUCUACAAGUUUAAUUAAUAUAAUAUAUUGUGUAUAUAUAUAAAUAGUUAAUUGAACCGCGGCGAGCGUGGGAAGGGAGGAGGGCAAAGGAAUACCCAAGAUUGGCAAGGCUUUACGAGAGAUGUUCGCGACCGCGCAGAAUUCUCUCGCUCUCGUCUUUCCGCUCCUUUCUUUUCCUGCCGUUUUCUUUUCCCCUAGCCGCACCGCGGGGAGGUGAAAGGGCUCGGUAAUAAACGGAGAAUCUGUGGACCAGUGAGAUCCUCGGCGAACAGUGGAGGUUGAAUCGGGAAAUACGUGCGACAACGAGGAGUAUCGUAUUGGAACACAUUGGUUGGUUUCUUUCGUUCUCGUCUUCUCUUAGUUUGUAAUUCUUCCUUUCUCCAAUUAGUCACUUUUUGGAUACAUAUAUAUAUAUAUAUAUAUAUAUAUAUAUAUAUAUAUAUAUAUAUAUAUAUAUGGAAUAAAUAUCAAGAGCUUAAAGAAGAUACUAUUUAUUUCAUUCAAUACUAUUAAAGAUAAUAAUCGAGACGAAUGUCAUGCCCUUUUUUAUUCACCUAUGUCUCAAAACAGAACGAAUUGGCCCUAUAAGACGUAAUCCUUCUAGUUUGCUGUCAAAAAGGAGAAAACCCGCCCAUCGAUUUAAUUUUUGUAUUAAUGGAAAAGUUUCUAGCAAAACUGCCUACGAUAUCGCAGUGAAAUUCUCGAGUAACCCAACGACACCGCAUUGUGCCUCGGGCAAAGAGAAACAUCAAAAUCAAUGAAAUUUCGAAUAUUUACAACGAUCCAAAAUUGGUUGCAGCUUCGUCGAAAUUUUUCCCAUUUCCAAGAAUAAGUUUGAGAACGAGAUCAAAUUUCGUCCGAAACAUGGACGACAUUUCUACGAAACUGUUGAUCGGUAUUCACGAUCUAUCGAAAUUCCAUUGGAUUCUCGAAACGAAUGCAGCUCGUGACUGUAAUCGCUGUGUAUAUUGGAUGGAACUAGCCUUAGAACUGUCUCGAAACAGAUCGUCGAAUAAAAUCGCAACUGUAAGAUGGGCCAUUUUGAUCUCGACACUUUUCUCGACACUUUUCUCGUCCUUCCCGUAUCGUUUUCCUUUCAGAAAUUACUUACCCCGUUGUUCAUACAAUUUUUUUAACAAACUAAUUGACGCAGUUACGAUGCUGAAAAUUUCUUUAGUGAACAAUUUUUAUUUCGUACUUUUAUUUUGAAUUACUUUCCAAACAUUGAUUCAACGUUUAAUUUUAUUCGGUAGACAAGAAACGCAGAAAAGAAUCGAAGAAAGGGGGAAAGAAAGAAGCGAUACAAGCAAAGAGUAUACACAAGCGAAGCGAAUUUUUGUGAUGUAAGGAUAAAGGAGAGAGAACAUGAAUUAGAGAGAAAGUGUUAAAAAUUUAAUUAAAUUAAACGUCGAUUAUAAAUCAACGCAUGGAAGGAUGAAUAGCGUGAAGUUCGAAAUAGCUCGUCCUAGGUAUCUUUUUGAUAAUCGGGUGAAUUGCUCGAUAACAGGAGAAACGGAACGAAGGUAAGGAGAAGGGAAAUUGUGAGAGAGGCUUAGGAGAAAGAAGAUGCGAACGAACGAAAGAAACACAGAGCAUACGAGACAAAUUUUAUCGAUAUUUUCAAUACGCCCGCAUACACGCAAUUCUUGUAUAAAAAAUUUUAAUGUAAACACACUGCUCUUGCCGCGAGUCGUGACGUUCACGAGAAAAUCGAUGCUGUCGUUUCUCGUUACCCCUGUUCGAUCUCAAAAUACGAUCUUUCAAAUUGUAUUUGCGAGAAAAGUCAAUCUUCUACGGAACGAUAACGCGAAACGACGCUCGAUUUUUUUCUAGCCACGGUCGAGCGGCGUAUUAGUAUACUGAAAGAAAAAAAAAAUGAUAACCUACGUAUACCGAAAGACUCAGGUGCGAGAGAAGUCAGUUAUAGGUCCUGGUUAAUUGGUGAAAUUUCCGACACUCGUCGAGAUCCAUCGCGACCGAUUUUCCGAUCGGUGAGCGCGAGUACGCGUGCGUAGCUCCUCUUCACGAAUGCGACAAUCGAUCGUGCGAUCCUUCAUCCGCGAAUUUUUUUCCAAAUUUCGACAAUUCGAAUCUGUCACUUGAAACGAAAAAUACGAAAACUAAAAAAAGAAAUGUAUAAAAAACUGAAAAGAGAAAAGCAGGAACAUGAAAACGCGUUAGCAUCACGUUUUCCCGGUUGAAAUUUCUCGACGACCUGGUUACCUGGAUACAUCGUAUACGAGAAAACGCGAAAAUAGUAGAAUCUCGCGCGUUCGAAAUCGUCCCGCGGCUACGACGUGUUCUUUAACAUUUUGAUGCAAAUUCUCCCAAUAUUUUUAGUAAGAGCUUUUUACGUCACGGGGACUGAGACUUUAUACCAUUUUACUGAAUAAGCAGCGUCGUUCUCGUAGACGUGGAAUUUUUUCGUUUUUAUCCGAAUUCGACCUUGUCAAUGCUAGAGGGGACGAUCUCGCGACGUCCGAUGAACAAUCGUAUAAUACAUAAUCGAUUAUCAAAUACGAGACAAUCAUGGAGACGAACGCGGAUGAUGGCCGACGAAAUGAUACCUAAUCGAGCACGAUCGUUUACGGAGCGAAGUGUUCUUACCGAAUUCUAUUUGUUGUACGAUAUAUUGUUUAGUUUUGUUAAUGACCGUUCCGUCGAUCGUUUCCGAUUCCGCGCCGAUUCGUCGUCGCGCAUACGAGAAAUUUCAAUGGGAAUCUUUAGCUAGAGCUUUAUCAAAAUCGUUUUACCAAAUAAAAUGAAACAAUAUUUCCAAACAGAUGAAAUUAUAAAACGAGAAUGUAAAUGAGCAACAUUGGGCCGUCGUUUUCGUCUGUGAUGAAUUUCUCGAGUAGAUUGAUACACGGUAAAUGUCCCGAUUUACCAGCGACUAGGGACUACGACAACGACGAUUAAAUUAUUUUUUCAUGAAGAAGAUCGAUGUCCGAUGAAAAUCCCGAUGGAACAGACGCCGGUGGAACGUUCGUCGGCGCAUUUCCGUAGCAGCAUGCGAAAGUGCAACGUCCAUGGUGGACUCGCGUACGAACACGACUCCGUCUUUUUACCCCGCUCGCUGACACACCACCCCCGUGGUCGGAGAACGCGAUCAAUAUUUUCGUGGAAAUGCCCGGCGACGCGUUACCCGGCGAAGAAAAGAGUAAAGGGGGGAGAAGGAAAGAGGAAUAAACAAAAAUAUAGAAAAUAAAAGUAGGAUCGCAUGAACGAUUAACGAAAAGAGCCUAUACAAUUGGUGCGAGAUGUAUAGGCGUGUAAAAAGGGAAAUGAAAGAACGAAAGGAAAGAAAACAUAAUGUUGUAGCGCUUAUGAAAGGAAUGUGAAGACGGCGGCGAACGGACGACGUUUAUUGGCUGUUCGUUUUCUAAAUGAGUUCACCCGAUUGAAUGAAUCAUCGCCUUAAAAAUGUAUACGAAGUAACAGUAAGGUAUCUAAGUAAUAAUCAUGUUAGAAGGUAAAGAAACUUAAAACAAAGAUUUUAUGAGCGACGACAAGAGCGGCUAUAGGGCAACGAGAGAACGCGAGUGAGAAUGAGAGAGAAAGAGUCUGAGAGAAAUAGAGUGGUAGCGAGACAACGGUGCGAUCGAAGAAAUAAAUGCUGUGUAUGAAAGGAACACGUGAAUGAACGAGCGAAUGGAAUGAAGCGACUAGGAAGAAAUGAUGGACAAGGAAGAGAUGGCGCGAAAGUGUAAAAAAAGGAGAAGAAGAAAGAGUAAUGUAUAAUUAUCGUGUAAUUACGGAAGAACGACGAUGUUAGUAACCGCGUUGCCGGCGUUGGCGGCGAUGAUCAUAAUGACGACAGCGAUAACGAGUGUUGGGCGGGGUUUGUCGGCCACCUGAAGAUCGCCACUAAUCGUCAUUAUGAUCAUCAAGCGAUGAAAUGAUUACGAAAUAACGCUGAUGAUGAUGCUAUUCACAACAAUGAUGAUACUGAUGAUGAUAUAUGAUGAUGAUUAUGAUUAUGCUGAUGGUGACGAUGAUGUGUAUAGUAAGCUAAAAAUUUAUUAUAUCGGUAUGGAAUCAGAUUUUUUCAACUGUUUGCGUAUUGACGACCUAUUGACACUCUUAAGUAAAAAAGAUUAAAAAAUGCAAAAAUAAGAGGAACGGUAAAUAAAUUGAACAAAAAAAAAAAAUGGAAAAAAGAAAACUUAAUCGAAUCGAACUGUGUUCUGUGUUUGUGAAAUCGGGAAAAAAACACCGCUUCUUCGAUCGUUGUUUCAGCACGAUUGUGAUAGCGCGACGACGCGGAAAUUACGAUACGCGUGUGGUCGUGCGGGAGGUGGUUCCUCCUUCGACCCCUCGAGAAUCCCCGGGGCGAGGAUGUUCGUUGAUCCCUCGCGUCGAUCUACGUAUAUUCUCACCUCUCUCUCGAGCAACUCAGAGAGCGAAAGAGAGAGAGAGAGAGAGACGCGUGUGAAACGGAACUAAAGGAAACACGUAGAAACAGAACAAAACACAGUGAAACGGAAACUGAUACCUGUCGAUGUAAAAUAUUAGUAUUAACAUAUACGUGGGAUUACGUGCACACACGCGUCCAUCCGUUAACAAGAAAAUGUGUCUGGACACGCGCGUACACGCGUCCCCGGCUUGCGUAGAGACGCGUGACGGCGUCUCUGGCAUAGAGGGAACAGAGUCGAUCAAUCGCGUGAAUUGGCCCGGAUCGAUUGUGUUCAAAACACUCACGGAUCGCAACGUGAUGACGAUGAAAGGAAGGACGAUGUCAAAGGUGGUCUAUGUUAGAGAGUGUCCAUUGUAUAGUGUUUUUUUGAAACGUGAGCAUUAAAUGCUACAUCUUGUGUA
Messenger RNA from Bombus huntii, 10591 nucleotides. RefSeq names its product homeobox protein homothorax (gene hth). The transcript has 14 exons. Gene Ontology annotation, molecular function: DNA-binding transcription activator activity, RNA polymerase II-specific; RNA polymerase II cis-regulatory region sequence-specific DNA binding. Lineage: Eukaryota; Metazoa; Arthropoda; Insecta; Hymenoptera; Apidae. Gene Ontology annotation, biological process: embryonic pattern specification; animal organ morphogenesis; positive regulation of cell population proliferation. Bases 2163 to 3572 code for a protein of 469 amino acids. The record is from RefSeq and is a predicted model, not a curated record.